AUGGCGUACUCGCCCUCCCCAGCGUCUCCCUUGGCUGGUCCUGAAGGAGCCGCCUACUCCCAUCGUCGGUCGCCAACCCCUCCUGCGCAACCAUUGUCCAAGCGAGACAAGCGCAGAAACCAGCAUGUUGCACACCAGCAAGAGCUCCACAAUGAGUUGAACAACAAUCGUGAGCAGCACUACCGAGAGCAACUCAUCGCUCUGCAGCAUGACAUGAGCCUCAUUUCCCAGGCUGACCCCUAUGAACCUGAGCCUCUGGAAGAUUCACCAGAAGAGGUGGCUAGAAUUGCCGAGUUGGCGGCAUCUGGUACGCCAUAUCAAUCUCAAAUGUCUUCGUUGGCAGGCAAAUGGUAUGCCGAAUUCGUCCAUGAGAUCAACGAUGCGAAGGAGGCCAAGGAGCUAGCCCUCAUCCAACUUAUGAACAAUCACAAUGCGCGCCUUGAGAGAUUGAAAUAUGAAUGCGACUACCGCUUGCAUCUGGCCGCAGAAGAAUGCGAACACAUGACCUCAACCCUGCGAGAACGAUUGUUCCAAGCCCUGUCUAGCAAGAGACAGCGGUUAAUGAAAGAGAAAGAACAACUCGACAUUGCGGACACGAAUGCGCUCCUCCUUCAUCCAAGUCAGUUUAGCAUCACCAAUCCAGCAAGUCCCGGCGGCAAUCACACGAGCCGGAAGACACGAUUUACCAGGCACCGUGAGCAAGAGGAUAUGAAUGGUGUUGCAGAUGUGACAAACAAGAGAAAGCGCAAGCUUGCGGACGAUGACGUCGGCUCCCCGUCACGCAAUGGCAUUUCCACUCCCGGAGAGCGCAGUCGCGCAGCUUUGGCGAAUCAAACCGCCCCCUUGUAUUCCAUCCACUCACUCUUCACUGAUAAAGAACUCAACUUCCAGUCGCACCAAGCGCAAAUUGCCGCUCGUCAUUUCUUCUCGACGUCACGGAAGGAAGGCGAAACGGGCAACACCAGAAGGCGGCAAAAAGUUGACGAUGAUCGAGAGCGAGGAUCUGCCGACUCAGGGUCAGAGGAAGACGAAGAACUCGAAGCUCCCGAGAUGGACCGGUCAGCCAGUCAGAAUGUGCAUGUCACAAGAUCAACUCGAACAAUAGGUGCAAUGAGUGGCCUCAAUGCCCUGAGUGACCUGGCCGAGAAAGCGGCAACGCGCCCAGCACUGCCAUAUGCAACAUUACACACUCAUCAAGGACGCCAAGGCACAUUUCUGCCACAACCAAGCCGGUUAAUUGCCGAAGAGCUCGAAGAGGAUCUCUUGAAGAUUGCGCAAAUUGAGAGCCAGCCCAAAGGCCAGAUGGACAAGAGGGCCGUCGAGGACGCACUCAAACCGCUGUCAGAGUCACGAAGCAAUUUGGCUCCGGAUUGGCCAGUGUAUCUUGACAUUCACCUGGUCGACGUGGAUCCGAGGAAGACUGCAGGCGUGCAGUGA
Messenger RNA from Cladophialophora psammophila CBS 110553, 1437 nucleotides. RefSeq lists its product as uncharacterized. Gene Ontology annotation, biological process: negative regulation of transcription by RNA polymerase II. Gene Ontology annotation, molecular function: histone deacetylase binding. The record is from RefSeq and is a predicted model, not a curated record. Lineage: Eukaryota; Fungi; Ascomycota; Eurotiomycetes; Chaetothyriales; Herpotrichiellaceae. Gene Ontology annotation, cellular component: Sin3-type complex. The coding region runs from base 1 to 1437 and encodes 478 amino acids. The transcript has 2 exons.